This is a messenger RNA of Pocillopora damicornis (cauliflower coral), 2757 nucleotides long. RefSeq lists its product as uncharacterized. Gene Ontology annotation, molecular function: metalloendopeptidase activity; protein binding; zinc ion binding. Gene Ontology annotation, biological process: proteolysis. NCBI's taxonomy places the organism in Eukaryota, Metazoa, Cnidaria, Anthozoa, Scleractinia, Pocilloporidae. The record is from RefSeq and is a predicted model, not a curated record.
UCAGCUAAGAUCAGGUCAGAGAGGAAACAUGGUGUUUCUACUAAAAGAAAUCUUCUUGUUGACGAUUGUGGCAUCGGCGCUGACUUUGCCCUGGGGAUCAUAUGUAGAAAUGGAUGGAACUGUCGAUGAUCUUCCCAACGGUAAAGAGGAAAUUUAUCCAGUGGUAGCCAACACGGACUCAAAGCGCGCUGUUCCAGACCUAAUCGUGAAUGAUGAUAAGCCGGCUGUUGAUGGCGAGAGUGAAACAUUCCCAGACACGACCUACGUCGAACGAGGCUGGAUAGUGUAUUCACAACGUUUGAGGAAGUUACGUGUUAAUCCUUUCGGGUUACAAAGAGCUAACAUAACAAAUCUUUUGGAAUUCUUCUUUUGCUCAGCUUUACUUCCCUUUGACGGAAACAAGAAAAUCCGGAAUAAAAGAGGGGCAGUAAUGAGUUCAAAUUAUCUCUGGAAAGCUACCACAGACGCAAGUGGAAAACGCAUCGUCAAGAUCACCUACAGUUACCGUGGCUCUCCACCCGCUGCCGUAAGGAAAUGGGUGGGAGACGUAACCAAUCAGUUGGAACGAGACACAUGUCUCCGUUUUCAAGAGACAGCAGAUGACGGCCACGUACAAAUUUACACAAAUAACAACGACGGCUGUUACACUGACAUAGGGUACCGCACCAAGCCUCAAAAGUUGAAUUUGGGAACAGGUUGUGAGUACAUGGGGAUUGUAAGUCACGAGUGGAUGCACCUUUUAGGAUUCUAUCACGAAUUUACCAGAGAAGAUCGCGACAAUUAUAUUACCGUUUACAAAGACAAUCUUCAGGAAGGUAUAUAUGAUACGGAGUUCAAAAAGCGACGUCAGAAUAACCUAGACGUCUCUUACGACCUUAACAGCGUCAUGCAGUACGAUACAAACACCUUUAGCAAAAACGGAAAACACACUAUGGAGACGAAGUCUAAUCCAAACCGUAAACUUGGGUCGACUUCGCACUUCGAUGCCAACGAUUUGAAAAAAAUCGACAAACUUUACUGCAACGGGGGGAAAAAAUUCAAAGAUCACAAAUUCCACCUGAAAACCGGAACUGGCUGGGGAUCUGGAACUGAUGCAGAACUUUGUAUACAACUGAUUGGCACCAAAGGGGUGACAAGCUUUAGGGAUCUCACAUCUGGAGGGCGGAUCCAGAAUGAAAAGGAACGGGGAGCUGACGAAGAGUACAUUAUGCCAUUUGAAGAUGUGGGAGAAAUAACGAAAGUGAAGGUACGCCUAGUGGAGGAGGGUCAAAGAUGCCCGAGUGACACAAGGAAGAAGAAGAAAAAAAGGUUCUUUAGCUUCGCAGGAUAUACUCUAGGAAACCUGGAAGUGGAUGGGACCUCCUAUGGGGGAAACAUCGAUUUGGACCCGGGAGACGAAAAGACACUUGGCCGCCAGUGAAGAACCGUCACACGAUGAAACAAAACUAUUCCACAUAAACGGGUGAAGUUUUCAACUGACUCUAUGGACACCAGACAAUUAACCCUCACAACUUCUUAACCGGGAAGGGAGAAACUACGUAGAAACUUUUAUGUAGAAUGUGCCUCUCAAGUCUCUAAAUUUAAAAGUUUGCUCUUUCAAAAAAAAAAUACUAGUACCUCUUUCUGAACUGAUCAUAUAUUCCUUUGGUUUGUUGUGACUGAUUAGGCACACAGAGUGAACAAAGAUUUAACUUACAGUUUGCCAGACAUAUUUGUUUACCUUGAAUAGAUGAAAUUCCUCUUAUUUAUGGACUGUAUUAAGCUUUUAAGCUUUUGGACCACAACUCAGAGGAAACGCCCUCUAAGCACCCAUUGAUGACGAGGCCGCUCACAACUUACACCUUGUCAGACAACCCAUACCCGUUUGUAGCAUGAAAAUUUUACAAGGAGUGGUGAUUUUUUGUUUGUUUGUCAAGAAAAAAGUGUUGUAGUUUUAAAUGACCGACAUCUCUGUCACGGAACUAUUUUAAAGCGAUUUCUGUUCAAAGAGCAAAACAUGGACAAUGAAGGAGACGAAAAAUCUUAAACUUUCAGUACUCACCAAACAACAAUGUUCCUUGCCCACCUUUCCCCCUGACUUUGGCAAACUUGAGGAAAAUUUUUAUGCUAGACAAGUUCUUAUGCAAACAGAUGCCCCCUUUAACUAACUAGAUUUCUUUAUCAAGUAGAGAACGUAUCAACAACAAUUCUUUCGAUCCACCAACACAUUCUAAGAAAUUGAAAUCUCGGACUUUUAGCCUGUUCAGGCUAAGAGAGGGCGCGUUAAGCUUAAACGGUUUGAUUUAUCUUUAACUUUGACUUAAACCAUAGUGGACGAUUUCAGUUUCUCUUAGUUUUCUAUUUAUCUCCCUCUCUUAAGGACAUCACGAAGGACGAUAUAUCACUUCUGCUCUAACAUUUUUUACGGAUUGCGUUAUGCGACCAAUUGCUUGUCACUCUCAAGAUUCGCUUUUAAUCAAGAGCAUUGUGUCACAAAUCAUUUGUGAUGCAAUGCUCUUUAUUAAAAGCAAGUUGUAGUCAAGAGCUGGAAAGUGCUUGAAACAGCGAUGACGGAAAAACUUUCUUGACCAACAUACUGCCGACAGAAUGACACGUAGAUGUGGAAUACUGUAAAACAAUGGACCGGACCCGUCUAGCGUCAAUUAAGCGUGUAGUUUAGUAAAAACAUAGAGAUGAAAAAGGGCUUAAUGAUCUGCUAUAAAAGAUCAUACCCGAAGCUCUUCGUGUAGUAAAAAUAAAUGAGCAUUGAAAAAGAAA